CGCCGGCUGGGAGCCAGAGGGCGGGUGCGGAGGUGAGCGCCGGCACCUGGCUCGGCGCCCCGCUCCUCUGCGAGAGGCUUGGCGCGGCCGUUGGGGCCGUUGGAGGAGGCGGGCGAGCUUUGACCCCGGCCGUGGCUGGAGGAGGAGGUGGGAGGAGAUGCCUACAUAGAAGAGUGACAGCAGCUGGACUGAAUGUUUCACUGCUGAACUGGUUCCUCAGGUAUCCUGGCUCUGGUGAUUGCUAUGGGAGAGUGGAUGACUGUUACAGAUCCAGAUCUGUCUUCAGAUAGCAAAAAUAUCUGUCAAUAUACCUCAGAAACAAAGAUGUCUCCAUCAAGUUUAUACUCACAGCAAGUGCUAUGUUCUUCAAUACCUUUAUCAAAAAACGUGCACAGUUUUUUCAGUGCCUUCUGCACAGAGGAGAAUAUUGAACAAAGUGUUUCAUAUCUUGAUCAGGAAUUGACUACUUUCGGUUUUCCUUCAUUAUAUGAAGAAUCCAAAGGUAAAGACACAAAGAGAGAAUUAAAUAUAGUUGCUGUUUUAAAUUGUAUGAAUGAGCUACUUGUACUUCAGCGGAAGAACCUUCUAGCUCAGGAAAAUGUAGAAACACAGAAUCUGAAACUGGGAAGUGAUAUGGACCAUCUGCAGAACUGCUAUGCAAAACUUAAGGAACAACUGGAAACCUCCAGGAGAGAAAUGAUUGGGCUUCAGGAAAGAGACAGACAGUUACAGUGCAAGAACCGGAAUUUGCAUCAGCUACUGAAAAAUGAAAAAGAUGAAGUACAAAAAUUACAAAAUAUCAUUGCAAGUAGAGCUACUCAAUAUAAUCAUGAUAUGAAGAGAAAAGAACGUGAAUAUAAUAAAUUAAAGGAGCGUCUGCAUCAACUUGUUAUGAACAAGAAGGAUAAAAAAAUAGCUAUGGAAGUUUUAAAUUAUGUGGGGAGAGCUGAUGGAAAAAGAGGCUCCUGGAGGACGGGUAAAACUGAGGCCAGUUUCUUUCUCAGGAAUGAAGAUGAAAUGUAUAAAAUUCUCUUGAAUGAUUAUGAAUAUCGUCAGAAACAAAUCCUAAUGGAAAAUGCUGAACUUAAGAAGGUUCUUCAGCAAAUGAAAAAGGAAAUGAUUUCUCUUCUUUCUCCCCAAAAGCAGAAACCUAGAGAAAGAGCAGAUGAUAGUACAGGAACUGUUAUCUCUGAUGCUGAGGAAGAUGCUGGGGAACUGAGUAGGGAGAGUAUGUGGGACCUUUCCUGUGAAACUGUGAGAGAGCAGCUUACCAACAGCAUCAGAAAACAGUGGAGAAUUUUGAAAAGUCAUGUAGAAAAGCUUGAUAACCAAGUUUCAAAGGUACACUUAGAAGGUUUCAAUGAUGAAGACGUAAUCUCACGACAAGACCACGAACAAGAAACUGAAAAACUCGAGUUGGAAAUUCAACAGUGUAAAGAAAUGAUUAAAACUCAGCAGCAGCUUUUACAGCAGCAGCUUGCUACUGCAUGUGAUGAUGACACCACUUCACUGCUUCGAGACUGCUACUUGUUGGAAGAAAAGGAGCGCCUCAAGGAAGAGUGGUCCCUAUUUAGAGAGCAAAAAAAGAAUUUUGAAAAGGAAAGACGAAGCUUUACAGAAGCGGCUAUCCGCCUAGGAUUGGAGAGAAAGGCAUUUGAAGAAGAAAGAGCCAGUUGGUUAAAGCAACAGUUUUUAAAUAUGACUACCUUUGACCACCAGAACUCAGAAAAUGUGAAACUUUUCAGUGCCUUCUCAGGAAGUUCUGAUCGGGACAGUCUUACAAUGCACUCAAGGCCACGGCAAAAGAAGCCUCAGAAUAUGUCUAACGGGUCUCCAGUUUGCACAUCUAAACUUACGAAGUCUCUUCCCGCUUCUCCUUCUACUUCAGACUUUUGCCAGACACGUUCCUGUGCAUCUGAACAUAGUUCAGUCAACGUACUGAAUAUAACUCCUGAAGAAACUAAACCAAAUCAGGUUGGAAGAGAAUGUGCAAAUCAGAAGUGGAGCAUGGCAUCGAGACCUGAGUCACAGGAAGGUUGCUAUAGUGGGUGCUCCUUGACCUACACCAACUCCCAUGUUGAAAAAGAUGACUUACCUUAGACGUGUGGACUGGAACUGUUUUCAUUAACACAUUCAUCAGAUUUCACAUCUAAGUUGAAACAGGGUGUGUCAUAAAGUCAGUCAUCUCUACUAAUUUAAGGUGGUCUGAGUUGUUUGUUUGGACUUUCCUGUUCCUCCCCCAAAGAGCUAAAAUGUUAAAUCUAUUUAAAAGGAUAUAAAAGCUUUGGAUAAUGUAUUUUUAGUAACAGAAGCAUCUGGUUCUGUGAAUAAAGGAAUGUAUAUGUUUGGUCGAAAACAGAAGCACUAGAAUGAGUUUCCUCUUAUAGGUAUUAAAAAUAGCACUUUUAGGAAACUGAUUAUUGUAAAUGUUUAAUUUUGUCUCCUAUAUAGUUGGCAUUGGAAGUUUAGCCUUUACUUGAAUGUAUACUGUAGAUUUUUAACAAAGCAAGUUCUAUAUUUAUUAUGUUUAGUGUGAUUUGAAAUUUCCUCUUUCAUAUGUUUUAAAUAAAGUGAAAUUUAUGUAUGUUUUGUACAUAGAUAUACAUGAUUAUGUUAAGAGGCUUUAAGAUUUAAAAAUUUUACACAUCCAUAAUUAUAGUAUUUCAUGCCAAUAAAAUUUUUUUAGUGGUAUUCUGUUUACAGAUGUAUUAGAGCCAUUGCCACAUUAUGUUUAAGAAUUUUUUGAAUGCAUCUGAGCAAUAAAUACUCAAAAGCUGUUCCAUGAA
Messenger RNA from Felis catus (domestic cat), 2786 nucleotides. RefSeq names its product SSX family member 2 interacting protein (gene SSX2IP). The transcript is spliced from 14 exons. Lineage: Eukaryota; Metazoa; Chordata; Mammalia; Carnivora; Felidae. Bases 244 to 2100 code for a protein of 618 amino acids. The record is from RefSeq and is a predicted model, not a curated record.